AUGUCUUUCCGCACUCUCAGAAUUGGUCUUAUCCCUGGUGACGGUAUCGGCAAGGAAGUCAUUCCUGCUGGUCGCCGCAUUCUCGAAGCCCUGCCCUCGUCUCUCGGCCUCAAGUUCGACUUUGUCGACCUCAAGGCUGGCUUCGAGACCUUUGAGCAGACCGGUGCUGCCCUCCCCGACAAGACUGUCGAGAUACUCAAGAAUGAGUGUGAUGGUGCGCUCUUUGGAGCCGUGAGCUCUCCUACCCAGCCCGUCAAGGGUUACUCAUCACCCAUCGUCGCCCUGCGCAAGAAGCUCGACCUCUACGCCAACGUCCGACCUGUCAAGACUGUCAUGACCGCCGCUAAGCCUAUCGACAUGGUCAUUGUCCGUGAGAACACCGAGGAUCUCUAUGUCAAGCAGGAGCAGACCCACGACACUCCUGAGGGUAAGGUCGCCGAGGCUAUCAAGCGCAUUUCCGAGAAGGCUUCGUUCCGAAUUGCUACCAUGGCUGGUGACAUUGCUCUACGCCGACAGAAGAUCCGAGAUGCCGGUGCCUCCAGCAUCCACAAGUCUCCUCUCGUCACCAUCACCCACAAGUCCAACGUCCUGUCUCAGACUGAUGGUCUCUUCCGUGCCACCUCCAAGAGGGCCCUUGCCGACCCCAAGUUCUCCUCCGUCGCCGUUGAGGAGCAGAUCGUCGACUCCAUGGUUUACAAGCUCUUCCGUCAGCCUGAGGACUACGAUGUGAUUGUCGCCCCCAACCUGUACGGUGACAUUCUCUCCGAUGGCGCUGCUGCUCUUGUCGGUAGCUUGGGUCUUGUCCCCAGUGCCAACGUUGGCGAGGGCUUCGCUAUUGGUGAGCCUUGCCACGGCAGCGCUCCUGAUAUCCAGGGCCAGAACAUUGCCAACCCCAUUGCUACUCUCCGGUCUACCGCGCUGAUGCUCGAAUUCCUCAACGAGGAGGAAGCUGCUGCCAAGAUCUACGCUGCUGUCGAUGGUAACCUUGAGGAUGGCAAGCUGCUCAGCCCUGACCUGGGUGGAAAGGCCAGUACUGAGGAGGUUGUUGCCGACAUUCUCCGACGCCUGUAA
Molecule: messenger RNA, 1071 nt
Organism: Fusarium poae
Lineage: Eukaryota; Fungi; Ascomycota; Sordariomycetes; Hypocreales; Nectriaceae
Gene: LYS12
Product: homoisocitrate dehydrogenase
Exons: 2
Coding region: 1-1071 (356 amino acids)
Biological process (GO): tricarboxylic acid cycle; isocitrate metabolic process
Cellular component (GO): mitochondrion
Molecular function (GO): NAD binding; isocitrate dehydrogenase (NAD+) activity; magnesium ion binding
Source: RefSeq, a predicted model, not a curated record